CAGCUGCAUCACGACACGCACGUGCGUUGCUCCAGCUCAUAUUUUCUAUCGACUUCCACAGUCGACAAGCUUCUUCUGUAUUUCUCAUUUUCACCGCUCUCAUUAUCCUCCGCUGCUUGAAUCGGUCCGUCGUAUCUUCCUCUCGCCGUCGCGUGACUGCCAUCGGUUCAUGUUCCCACCGAUCACCGUGGCGGCGAUCUUUUUAGAAUUCACUAAUAGGAAAGAGCCGUUCUCGUCUUCAUGAGUACUGCCCAGUGUAUGUUUCUCCUCACUGUUGAUUGAUCGCUUUUUAUGCUUCGCUUUUACAAGCUUUGUCGCAUUUUAGAUUUCUGAUAUCAGAUCGGUAUGAAGGUUUUUGGUGCUUCCAUAUGCUCUGGUGAGGGUUUCGGAUUUCUUAUUUAAUCUUUUGAAAAUCAGUUUCAAUUCAUUUGUGUCUCUUUAUAUAGUAAGAACUAAGAACAUAAAAGAAAUUAAUAAAUUAUGGAGCAAGAGUCUCAAAAGAGAAAGCUAGAGGGGACUACUGCGACCGAGUCCAUGAAUGCUCCAAUUCAUUGUGUGAAUAAUUGUGGAUUCUUUGGAAGCCCCAAUACAAAUAAUCUCUGCUCCAAAUGCUACAAAGAAUCCCUUCUCAAACAACCAAGACUACAAAUACCACCCGGAGAGGAAAAUGAUGUGGUUGUGAUUGUUGACACGAAAGACAAAGUGGGUGUUGAUGAUCAAAUUAUUGAAACCUCAACACAAAAUUUAGAAACCAAAACUAGUGAAGUGGAAGGAGCUACUUCGGGGAGCCCCGAGAAGCGGCCAGUGCUGAACCGGUGCAGCUUCUGCAGAAAAAGGGUUGGGCUGACGGGGUUCAAGUGCCGCUGUGGGCAGACAUUCUGCUCUCAGCACCGCUACUCAGACAAGCAUAAUUGCGCCUUUGAUUACAAGAGUGCAGGCCAGGAUGCCAUUGCCAAGGGGAAUCCUGUUGUGAAGCCAGAUAAGAUGGAGAAGAUGUGAGAUGGGAAGGAGUUUGAUAUAUAUUUGGUACUAUGAGUUCUUCUCUAUAGAGUAUAGACCCAUAAAGGAUGAUGCUUUUGAUAUGUUGGCGAAUAAUGUUUUGACAUUUAUAUAUUUAUUUGUCUGUAUAUAGUUUGGUUGAUUGUUGUGUUCUUAAUGAUGUUCAAUGUGGAAGUUUAAGGCUACAUAUUAAGUAGUGAUUUUACAUUUUAUCUGUUCCCUCAUGUUCAAAUUUCCUUGUAUUGUGUGUUGUUUUCAUUUUGUCAUCCUUUCAUUUGUUGCGAAGUUGUUUAGACAGAUACAAUCAUAUGAUACAAUGGACUUGUUAGUC
This is a messenger RNA of Tripterygium wilfordii, 1330 nucleotides long. RefSeq names its product zinc finger A20 and AN1 domain-containing stress-associated protein 8-like. The coding region runs from base 481 to 999 and encodes 172 amino acids. Lineage: Eukaryota; Viridiplantae; Streptophyta; Magnoliopsida; Celastrales; Celastraceae. The record is from RefSeq and is a predicted model, not a curated record. The transcript has a single exon. Gene Ontology annotation, molecular function: DNA binding; zinc ion binding.